CUGAGCCCGUGCCGUGUCCCCAGCGCUGCCCUGCUGACCGGCCGGCUCCAGGUGCGCUCCGGGAUCUACCCCGGCGUGUUCGACCCGGGCUCGCGGGGCGGGCUCCCGCUGGCCGAGGUCACCGUGGCCGAGCUGCUGAAGGCUCGCGGCUACGCCACGGCCAUGGUGGGCAAGUGGCACCUGGGCUUUGGCGAGAACGGCUCCUUCCUGCCCGUGCACCAGGGCUUCGAUCACUUCCUGGGCGUGCCCUACUCCCAUGACCAGGGUCCCUGCCAGAACCUGACCUGUUUCCCACCCGACACCAAAUGUUUUGGGACGUGUGACCAGGGCGUGGUGCCGCUGCCGCUGCUCUGGAACCAGAGCAUCAUCCAGCAGCCCGUCUCCUUCCCCGACCUCGUGCCCCUCUACAACAAAUUCUCCCGGGAUUUCAUCGCCGACUGCGCCCGCAGAGGCCUCCCCUUCCUGCUCUACUACGCUUCCCACCACACCCACUACCCCCAGUUCGCCAGCCGGGAGUUCGCGGGGCGCGCGCGGCGGGGCCACCCUGCCCUGCUCGGGGUGUCACCUCCCUUGCCUCCUGCCCUGUGUCACGUCACGCCGUCACCGUCCCCGGUCCGGCGCACGCGGUGGCAGCUGCUCCUUGUCCCCACUGUCCCCAGCCCCUCCACCCUGCGCAUGGCACGCGGCGGCAGCGCCGGCCACCUCAAGUGCGGCAAGGGCACGACCUACGAGGGCGGCAUGAGGGAGCCGGCCGUGGCCUUCUGGCCGGGCAGGAUCGCGCCAGGCGUGACCCACGAGCUGGCCAGCACCCUGGACGUGCUGCCCACCCUGAGCGCCCUGGCCGGAGCUGCCCUCCCCCAGGUGGCCCUGGACGGCUUCGACCUGAGCCCGCUGCUCUUCGGCUCGGGCAAGAGCCCUCGCCAGGCCGUGUUCUUCUACCCUCCGUCCCCCGACCCCCUGCACGGCCCCUUCGCCGUCCGCCUGGGCAAGUACAAGGCUCAUUUCUUCACCCAAGGUUCCUUCCACAGCGGCACCACCCCGGACCCGGCGUGCCAGGGGUUAACGCCGCUGACCCCGCACUCGCCCCCGCUGCUCUUCGACCUGGAGUCGGACCCCGCCGAGAACUACGACCUGCUGCAGGGCCAGGCCAGCCCCGAGCUGCUGCAGGUGCUCAGGGACAUCACCCUGCAGAAAGUGCUGCUGGAGCAGCGCCUGGAGUUCGGGGAGAGCCAGAUCAGGAAGGGCCGGGACCCCUCGCUGCAGCCCUGCUGUGCCCCCAGCUGCAGCCCCAAACCCUCCUGCUGCCGCUGCUCCCUGCUCUGACACCCCCCAAAAAUUCCUGCCCCCCCGUCCCAAAUCGCCCAGCUCGGCCUCAGAGCUGCCCCACAGCUCGGGGGGACCCCCUUGGACACCCUUGGAGUGAUGGGGAGCUGGGGUGAAACGGGGUCCGGGGGACCCCAAAUGCGCCAGGAGUGUGAGCAGUGCUCCGUGUGGGACAUUCCAGGUGGGGCUUUGGGAGGGGUCCUGACCCAUUCCAGGUGGGGCUUUGGGCGGGAUCCUGACCCAUUCCAGGUGGGGCUUUGGGCGGGAUCCUGACCCAUUCCAGGUGGGGCUUUGGGCGGGAUCCUGACCCAUUCCAGGUGGGGCUUUGGGCGGGAUCCUGACCCAUUCCAGGUGGGGCUUUGGGCGGGAUCCUGACCCAUUCCAGGUGGGGCUUUGGGCGGG
This is a messenger RNA of Ficedula albicollis (Collared flycatcher), 1725 nucleotides long. It is a transcript of the gene ARSA, whose product is annotated as arylsulfatase A. The transcript is spliced from 7 exons. Lineage: Eukaryota; Metazoa; Chordata; Aves; Passeriformes; Muscicapidae. The annotation marks the transcript as partial. Gene Ontology annotation, molecular function: arylsulfatase activity. The record is from RefSeq and is a predicted model, not a curated record.